Danio aesculapii is the source of this 3057-nucleotide messenger RNA. RefSeq names its product coiled-coil domain-containing protein 178. NCBI's taxonomy places the organism in Eukaryota, Metazoa, Chordata, Actinopteri, Cypriniformes, Danionidae. The coding region runs from base 110 to 2344 and encodes 744 amino acids. The transcript is spliced from 17 exons. The record is from RefSeq and is a predicted model, not a curated record.
UAAUGCUCAGCAUGAAACUGCACAUGAAAACAGCCACAGGAUCAUUUGGAAAUGCGAUUCUACUGAAGGCAGAAAUGCAGAAGGAAGCACAGAUCUGUGUGUUGAAGGCAUGGGGCUUAAUGCACAAGAGAGCGGGAUGUGGACAGAGACUGCAGACGUCCUGAUGGAGGUGAUGAGUUUGGUGGAGCGUCUGGAACAGGACAGGAAAGAUGCAGAGAAAGCCUUACUGGAAGAAAAGGAGAAAGCCAAGAAACUUUUGGAGAAGCUGAACAGUCUUUGCGUCUGGAAGCAGAACGAGUUUCCUGUUGAAAUGAAGAAAGAGCGUGAAGCCUGCAGCACAGACCUCGCUGAACUGACAUUGCAGCUGAAAAUGAGCAGAGAUCAGCGGCCGCAGGUGAGAGACAGACUGACCCUGGCGGAGGUGCUGAACCUACGGCUGAAGGAGGAGAUCGAUUUCAUGAGGAAACAUGGCCCGCUCGCGCACCACAGACUCCAGCUGGAGAGAGAAAUCAUCCAGCAGAUCCAAACUGCACUGGCCGAGGCCAUUGAGACUUUUUCAGACAUCUCCCAGAAGCUCCAGAGUCUUCAUCAGGAGCUUAAAGCAGAGCAAAUGAAUGCAGACAUGGAGAAAGAGCACAUGAACAAGGAAAUGGAAAUCAUCCGAAAUCAUAUAAGUGACAAACAGAGUGAGUUACAGCAGCUGCAGUCACAGUGUGAGACGUUUCAUAUGGAAAUGAAAGAGAUUGUCGAAAAAAUAACACUGAAAGACGAGCAAAUCAAACCUUUAGUGAAAGAGAUGCGCCAGUUUGAGAGGCAGGACAGAGACGUAAAUGAUCAAGUCGGCACAUUAAAAGCACAAAUGGCUGAUAAAGAAGAGAUGCUAACGCUAAAGAAGAAUAAAGUAAUGCAGCUUCAAAAGCAGAUCCAAGCAUACAAACUUGAAGGUAAAGAAAAGAUGUCUGAGCUGGAUGCGGUCAUAAGCCAAAAGCGACAUGACUUGCUGACCCUACGAGACCAGAACAAAGAGCUCAAAUUCAAGAUCGAAGACUACAAGAGAAGGACCUACCAAAGCAAACAGGCUGUGAGAAAGCUAGCGAUGGAUCAUGAGCACAUCAAGCUGAAGAUCAGUCUUAGCGAGAAGCAGUGGAAACCAGUCAAAGAUGAACUCCAGCAGGUUUAUAAUGAACACUCAGACACUAAAGCAGAGCUGGAGCGUCUGGAGCGCCAGACCUUUCUGGAGGAGCUGAGGAACAGGAAAGAAAUUGACAAAAUGAAGUCUCUGGUGUCAACCGAAAAGGCUGCAUUAGAUUUCAUCAAGGGUAAUCUGGAUGUAGAGGCAGCUGAAUAUAUUCGUGAACAAAAUAACUGUAAGCGGGUGAAAGGUGAACUGCAGAAAAAGCAUGACGAUGCUUCCAUUGCAUCUGCUGAACUGGUGACUGAAUUGGAGAAACUGACACAGAUAUUAACAGAGAAAUCUGAGAGUAUUGAAAAUUUGAAAGCGAAGCUAAGUGACAUGCAAACUGCACACAAAAACCUCUCUGAUGAUUUUGAGGAGAGGAAAAAGCACCAUCAGGAGUGUUUGGAUUCUGCGAAGGAACAUAUUACUGUGCUGUUACUGCGGUAUGAUGAGAUUUCAAACCAUAUCAAGGAACUUGACCUGAAGUCUAAGGAUUUAAAGCAAGAAUCAGAGAUGAUGGAGCAAACUAUCAGCACUAUGCCAGACAUUAUAGAGGACUUACAGGCUUUGUCAAACGCUAUGAUGUUCAAACAUGGUACAGCGGCAGAAGUGAUGGGUAACUUGCACAGAGAUAUGGCUUCCUGUGAACAGAGGAAGUCUGAUCACGCACAGAUUCACUCUGCCCUGUUCACUCAACGGCAGGCUGUCAUGAAGGACACAGAGGGUAAUCUACGGAAAGCCCUAAAAGACAAUCUGAAGUUAGCGCAAGAAUACCAACAGCUUCAAAAAGAGCUAAUGAUUGCCCGACAGGACGUCGUUUAUGUUUUUGAUGGAAGAAACCGAGCAGAGGCCUCCAUCCUAGAUCACAAACAGCUUUCUUUGUUGCAGAAGAGGAUGCACAAAGCCAUGCUAAAAUACUUCAAACACCGCAGCGUCUACAGCCAGGCAGAGCUGGCCCGCUUCCAGACCCUCUCCAACCAGAACAACCAGAAAAUGAAAGCCCUCCAGGAGGAGUUGUCAAACGCAAUCCAGCACCUCUCUGAGUUCCUGCUCUCACUGACAGAUGACUCAACUAGCAGCCAUGUCCCGCAGCAAGCAAACAGACCCGUCGCAAGCAGAUGCCGGCGGAUGGAGAAGGAGAUGCCUACAGUUCACAUAGCGGAGUAAUUGGACGCUCACCUGCACCAGACAACUUACUUAAACCCCCCCCCCCAGCAUGCUUCACUCUCUCGCCUGUCCGACGCUCACGGCCCAAUCCAUAACAAUGAAGCAGGUGACUUUCAUGCUACUGUCAGGAAUGAUCUAAUUUUAGCGGGGUGAAUGAUUGCAAUUGGCUUUGCCUCAUCAGAUAAUUAAUCUAUGUCACCAUUAAUUGGAAAAGAGAAUAAUUAGGGGGCUGUGUUGACAGAAAUUCUACGCUUCUCUAGAUUCUUGGAUCUAAUUACACCUACUUAAACCCCUCUGACCUUAACUAGCAGAUAGUAUACCCGCGUAACCCUAACCAGGCUCUGGUCGGCCUCGAACCGCCUCUCGCACGGCGUCCUUUGCCGUUUUUUUCCCUUCUUGUUUAUCCUCUCUUUUCCCGUCUCCUCAGAGAGCUGUCUCCCUCAAUCACUUUUCAAUAUUCAAUCUUAAUUUUGUGGAAGUUUAGCAUUUUCAAUGAGCUGGAGAUGAAUGAUUAAUGAAUAAAUUUGAAUGCUUCAUUUUGUCCAUGGAUCAUUAGUCAAGUCCUUUGUGGGAAGGACCUGCGAAGAAAAAAAAAAAAAGAGAGAGGGAAAAUUAUUGAGACAUUAGCCUGAAGCAAUCCAGGGGUAAAUAGUAUGCACAGAGGGAUGUUGUGUGAACGUUACCCACUGGCGUUCAGCACAACCCCACGGAAA